CACCAAGAGGAAAUCAGAAACCCUAGACAGAGAGAAGGUGGAAUUUGGAAAUUUAUGACAAACAUCCCUUUUCUCCGCCUUUCCCAUAAAUCCUUUUCAGCUGCUUAAAUUUUUGCCUUUCCCGUAUUCUUCACUUCUCCAUUUACCGAUUUUCAGCUUAAAAGCUCCCUUCUCCCGAGGUAGGUUUUGCAUUGAGCUUUUGAUUGGUUGUUGUUGGAGUGGAGGAAUAUGGGAAAGCCUACUAUUGCUAGGAAGAAAUUCCAGAUAGGGUCGAAAUCGGAAACCGGCAAAGCUAGCCCGAAGGCGGCGGCGGCUUUCGACGAGGACACCGCUAUUUUCAUCAAUAUGUCUCAGGAGUUGAAGGAAGAGGGGAACAAGCUGUACCAGAGGCACGACCACGAGGGCGCGAUGUUGAAGUACGAGAAGGCGCUCAAAUUGCUGCCCCCGAAUCACAUUGAUGUGGCGUCGCUGCGGACUAACAUGGCGGCUUGUUACAUGCGAAUGGGGAUUGGUGAGUAUCCGAGGGCGGUGAACGAGUGCAAUUUGGCGCUUCAAGUAGCUCCCAAGUACAGCAAGGCUCUGCUGAGGAGGGCGAGGUGCUAUGAAGCUAUGAAUAGGCUUGACUUGGCGCUGGGAGAUGUGAAUAGUGUGUUGAGCAUGGAGCCUAGUAACACCACCGCGUUGGAGAUUGCUGAGAAUGUGAGGAAGGGGAUUGAGAAAAGUGGUCUUCAGAUUGAAGACAAGGAGGUUGUUGAGUCUACCCCAGCGCCUGCGCCUGCGCCUGUUCACAGGAGGGUUACCAAAGAGAAAGGGAAAAGGAAGAAAAACAAUAAGUUUGAAAAGAAGACUGUUGUGGAGCCUCUGGUGAAGAAUGUGAGUGAAGUUGUGGAAAAGAAGACAGAGGAUAAGGUGGUUGUAGAGGAGAAAAGAAGUGUUACGGAAGAGAAAGUAGUUAUGAAGUCGGUGAAAUUGGUUCAUGGCGAGGAUAUACGAUGGGCACAGUUGCCUGUGAAUUGUGGGGCUCGCCUGGUGAGGGAUAUAGUUGUGGACAGAUUCCCCAGUUUGAAGGGUGUGCUGAUCAAGUAUAAGGAUCAAGAAGGUGAUUUGGUUACUAUCACUACGACUGAUGAGCUGAGGGUAGCUGAGGGACUGGCUGAUGGUCAAGGACAUUUGAGACUGUACAUUGCUGAAGUUAGUCCUGACAAAGAACCUGUUUAUGAAGGAACAGGCAUCGAAGAAGCAUUGAGCCAAGGCCAUCAGGAGCCAUUUGUGGUGACAAAGAACAUUCACGCAGACAGCAAAGGGCCAACUUGUAUCGAGGAUUGGAUCGUUCACUUUGCGAGGCUGUUCAAGAGUCAUGUCGGGUUUGACUGUGAUUCUUACCUGGAUAUUCAUGAAUUGGGGAUGAAAUUAUAUUCAGAAGCACUGGAAGAUACUGUUACAAGUGAAGAUUCACAAGAAUUAUUCGACAUAGCGGCAGCCAAGUUCCAGGAGUUAACUGCUUUAGCCUCGUUUAACUGGGGAAAUGUUCACUUGUCUAAGGCAAGGAAAAGGAUGGUUACGGCUGAAGAUAGUUUAUCUGAAUCCACUGAAUCCUCCCUGGCGCAGGUUAAAGAUGCUUAUGAUUGGGCACAAAAGGAAUACACGAAGGCAGGCUUGAAGUAUGAGGGUGCUUUAAAAGUCAAGCCAGACUUUUAUGAAGGGUAUCUUGCACUUGGCCUGCAGCAAUUCGAACAAGCGAAGCUUUCAUGGCACUACAUACUUGAGAGCAAGUCCGACUUGGAGAUAGGCCCGUCUUCACAGAUACUGGAAUUAUAUAACAAGGCCGAGGAUAGCAUGGAGAAAGGGAUGCAAAUCUGGGAAGAGAUGGAAGAACAGCGCCUUAAUGGACUCUCAAAAUAUGAAAAAGAUAAAGCUUUGUUUCAGAAAUUUGGUUUGGGUGGUUUAUUUAAAGAUAUCUCAGCAGAUGAAGCUUCCGAGCAAGCUACAAAUAUGAGGUCCCAGAUUUAUCUUUUGUGGGGUACAAUGCUGUAUGAGCGUUCUGUUGUGGAAUAUAAGUUGUCUCUACCAUCUUGGGAAGAAUGCCUUGAGGUUGCAGUCGAAAAGUUUGAACUUGCAGGAGCAUCAGCAACGGAUAUUGCUGUAAUGAUCAAGAAUCAUUGCUCGAAUGAAACUGCUUUAGAAGGAUUCAAGGUCGAUGAGUUAGUACAAGCAUGGAACGAGAUGUAUGAUUCUGAUGCAUGGCGAUCUGGUGUGACGUCUACCUACAUGGAACCACUUUUCAGACGACGCUCUUCAUUCAUUUAUGGAGAAUUUUGAGUUAUCUUUGCAUAAUGUUGGUGACUAAAUAGAAGGCAAUAGCAUCAGAAUCAUUUCUAAGUGCCAUGUGGUUGCUUGUAUACCCCCAGAGGUUCUAGGUGACAGAUUGUUGUUGUUGUUGUUGGUCUUUUCAGUUUGGUCGAAGCGAAGAAAAACACGCUUCAGUGUCUCAAUUGCCCGUCGGUUCGUGGCAAUAUUGUGUCUGUUUUGUUGGUUUAGUUGCAAAAGUUUUUUGAUUUGUUGUUUGGCUCCACCAUCUAAAGGGGCUGAUCCAGUCUCAAUGUUUUUGGGUAGAGAUGUUGAGAAAGAGAGAGAGAGAGAGAGAGAGAGUGAGCAUACAUAUAGAAAUUGGAUUGAAUUGUAAAGUAUUUGUGGGUGGGUAUAUAAUAGAUUGCAUUUCUUUGGGACUUUGGGUUACUAGAUUUUAAGCUUGGCAUCUUCAUACCUUUACCUUGUGCCUUUAUUCCUGUGUUGAACUCAUCUCAUAUGUAUGUGGAAAUUUUUGGACAUUUCCAAUUAUUGUUAUCUCAUUGUUAUCGUUGGUAUUGA
Molecule: messenger RNA, 2868 nt
Organism: Salvia hispanica
Lineage: Eukaryota; Viridiplantae; Streptophyta; Magnoliopsida; Lamiales; Lamiaceae
Gene: PHOX1
Product: Octicosapeptide/Phox/Bem1p (PB1) domain-containing protein / tetratricopeptide repeat (TPR)-containing protein
Molecular function (GO): protein binding
Source: RefSeq, a predicted model, not a curated record